Aphanomyces astaci is the source of this 1380-nucleotide messenger RNA. RefSeq lists its product as hypothetical. NCBI's taxonomy places the organism in Eukaryota, Oomycota, Saprolegniomycetes, Saprolegniales, Verrucalvaceae. The transcript is spliced from 2 exons. Bases 73 to 909 code for a protein of 278 amino acids. The record is from RefSeq and is a predicted model, not a curated record. Gene Ontology annotation, molecular function: phosphatase activity. Gene Ontology annotation, biological process: dephosphorylation.
GUUCAAUUAGCUUAUGAUUUGCAUUAAUUCCCGAAAGCCCAGUGCCACAUUUGAUCGACGACUUCCCGCAUCAUGUCGUCGGAUGAUCUCGAGCUGUGCCACGUCAUGUUGGUGUUUCGCCAUGGCGACAGAUCUCCCGUGCUACCGCGAAUGGGUAAGAACAUCGUCAUGGACGACAAGGAAAAAGCAUUCUGGGCCGACCGCUUGGUGACUUCCGAGCACGAAGCGGUGCUAGACAAGAUGGCCAAGACGGCGGGGCUGACGCGAGAUGCUCCACCACCCACGAACGGCCUCAUCAUCGGCGGUGGGUGGCCGAGCGGAUACUUGACGCAGCUUGGGUCGGAGCAAAUGAUCGCGCAUGGAAAGGCGAUGCGCGCAAAGUACGCGACCUUCUUGGCGGACGCGACGCCCGACGACCUGUACGUGCGGUCGACGAACGUUCCCCGCACGAUUCGAUCCGCGCAGUCUGUUUUGUACGGCAUGUUCCCCGAGCACUUGCUUUCGGACGACAUUUUCAUCCACUUGGACGAGAACUGCCGCUUGUCCAUGGGCAAGCAGAUGGAUUACUUCAACAUGAGCACUAAGUUGAAGAGCCGGCGCCACGAGUCUCCAGUCAAAGACAUCGACGACCUCGAGCGGCUCGUGCAAGAUGCCGCCGGCCUCGACGAAGGCGAAGACGUCAAAUGGUCCUUUCUGCGAGAAAUCCUCGUGUGUCGCAAAGCGCACGCGUUCCCGUUCCCUGCCGGCCUCACUGACACCGUCCUAGACAAAACCAUCGAACACAAUGCAUGGGAAUGGCACGCCACGCUCGGCAACAAGCCGUUUCUCAAGGACGCAUUUGGCGGCGGCGUCCACGAAGUCAUGGGAUACCUUCACACGGCCAAGCAGGUUGGUUGCACCCUUCAAUAACGUACUCCUAACCAUAAUGCAUGUAGGGCGCGAGCUCGCACAAGUUGACGGUGCUCUCUGGCCACGACGACACGCUCACGGCACUGCUCGUGGCGCUGCAGCUGCGCAAGCCAGGCGUGGCCCACCUCAUGCCGUCGUACGGGUCCAUGAUCGUGUUCGAGCUAUGGAGGUCCAAGAAGACCCCCGCGGACGAAUGGUAUGUCGCCGCCACGUUCGACGAGGAACCCAUCUUCUUUGGAGACCAUACCGAGUCUGUGCUUUGUCCGUUUGGCCACGUGGAAACCCUCGUCGCAGCCUUCCAUGAAGGGUAGAUGGAUCCUUGAAGUGACGCGCAACGUAAUGGAAGGGUUCAGUUAGGUCACUUUUGCAGGAAGUUCUGGACACGCAACGUAAUGGAAGGGUUCAGUUAGGUCACUUUUGACAGGAAGUUCUGGAUACGCAACGUAAUGGAAGGGUUGACUUGUCAUUAAA